GAGGCGCGGCGGGGGCGGGGCCGCGCAGCCAUGUCGGAGGGGCCGGCGGGAAUGGCGGCGCCGGCGGCGAUGGCGGAGACGCGGCUGCGGCGGAAGCAGCUGCUGAGCGCGGAGGAGGCGGAGCUGUUCGAACUGGCGCAGGCGGCGGGCAGCGGGCUGGACCCGGAGGUGUUCCGGGUGCUGCUGGACCUGCUGCGCAUGAACGUGGCGCCGCUCGCCGUGUUCCAGGUGCUGAAGUCGAUGUGCGCCGGGCAGCGGCUCCCGCCGGCGGCCGAGAGCGGCCCCGCCGCGCCGAUCCCCGCCGACGGCCGAGGGAGAAAUAAAACCAGCUCUGCUGUCAGUGGGUCACAGAUGCUGGCCGAAAGAAGCAGCCGGGAAGGAUCUGCCCAGAGGAUGCCCCGACAGCCGAGCGCGAGCCGCGUGCAGAAGGCAGGAACCUCUGGGAAGAGCAGUGGGGGAGGCAACAGUACCUAAAAAAGGCCUUAGAACGGGUGGGUGGAUUUCAAUGCUUGUAUAUAUGCUUUCAAUGUGUAUAAAUUGUGCUUGUUAAAGCUGCUGGUGUUGUAUGUAUUAAAGUAAAACCACGAUUUGUAAUACAGGAAA
Motacilla alba alba is the source of this 603-nucleotide messenger RNA. Its product is annotated as mitotic-spindle organizing protein 2B-like. Bases 31 to 474 code for a protein of 147 amino acids. Lineage: Eukaryota; Metazoa; Chordata; Aves; Passeriformes; Motacillidae. Gene Ontology annotation, cellular component: centrosome; spindle. The transcript has 3 exons. The record is from RefSeq and is a predicted model, not a curated record.